UACCGGUAAACAUUUUAAACGUAACACUUUAGUUAAUUUUCAAUCUAGAAAGUGGCAUCUGGCAACAACAAAAAUAUGAAAAGCGGAACCAAAAGUAUUUGGAAACUUUGCCGGUUCGGAAUAACGAUGGACGUGUACACAAUGCUUGAUACAGGCCCGGUUCAUACAUAGCCACAGUUAGGAUUAGUCACACAUGUAUUUGAUACAGCUCAGUGAUGCAUGCCUGUCGUUUCGAAGUAAGUCUGCCAAACCUUUUUAUUUGGUUGCUUGAAAUAGCGUUGUGAAUCUUUUCAAAGGUGAGCAUAAAGGCCUUUUCUCAUCAGGUCCGUUAAAAAAAAUCAAUACGACGCCAUUCACACCAAUUGUGAAAUAUCGUCCUGCUGCAAUCCGGCCAUUAUUUAUUCGAAACAGCAAUCUACAUCUAAUUUGAGAGAAACAGAAGUUAUAUGAGUGUCUUCAGAGUUGUCACCUGGAAAUAGCUGGUGCUGAGUGAAUCAUGACAGAGCAUAAGACACUGGUCAUAGACUUUGAGCCUCGGGUGAAUGACACUGCCCAAGGUGAACAGAACCAACAAAGCAGAACAGAGAAACAACUCUGGGUACGCAGUGAAAACUCUUUCACUUUCAACUUCUUCCCUGAUGGUGCACCAGCAGCACAGGGGGCAGAAACUGCCCUUUCAGAUGUGAAACACCAGUUUGCAGGAUUACAGACAAAAACAUCCACCGCUUCUACAGAACAGGGUUCUGGUUUUGCAUUCAACUUCCAAAUCCCUGUUAGUAUACCAGGGGAGAUGGAGAAAGAAAUUGGCACACCAGUACCCUCAGGGGAUGUAGCCCUGAAAGAGCCCAAAGAGGAAAAGCCUCAGGGCCAGAACGUUCAACAAGUAAUUAAAGCACCUGAGCCAACCACAUCUUCUAAAGCCAAGAAAAAUAAGAAAUCUGGUCAUAAGAAAAUUGCCAGCGAAGGACAGCAAAAACAGAUGACAAACUUGACAGACACAGAAGGGACUCGUGGGGAGGAUGGCACAAUGCUGACUACAGAACAGCAGCUGAAAAGAGAGCUGGACUGGUGCAUUGAGCAGCUGGAGUUGGGAAUGGCUACUCUGAAGGCUACGCCAAAACAGAAGGAGGAGGCCUCUCGUGCCCUUAAGACGCUGCGCAGCUCCAAAGCCCCCCUGGCAAAGAAGAGGCAGGUGAUGAGGGCCAUGUCUGGGGACUACAGGAAGAAGAUGGAGGAGGAGAAGCACAAGCAGUUCAAAUUGAUUCAUGCUGCAAUGACAUCGGCUCAGGUCAAAGUAGUGGCAGACCCUGCUAAGAAGUCUAUUUUCCACAGGAAAGCGGAAGGUAGAACAGAGACUCUACCCUUAAAAUUAAAUUCAAAGUGUCAACAAGAUAAUUUACAGGCACAGACUCCAAACACAAGUGUGCUGAACCAGGAGAACUCAACUUUUGUCUUCACUCCUGCUAAUGAAGAGUUCUGCUUUAACUUCCUCUGAUUUGCUCUGGGGAAGUAUUUGCUCAAGAAAUCAGUCUUACUCUAUAGAGGAAUACAAAUGAAGCCAUUUUUAAAGUUCUUUGCUUGAAUGCUCUCCAUCUGAAUAAUGGUUUUGGUUGAUUAUAAUGCUAUUGUUUGUGGUUUGAUUAAGUAUUGUAAACCUCUUGAUUAAUAAAAUUGAUUAUUUGGGUAAA
Oncorhynchus keta (chum salmon) is the source of this 1688-nucleotide messenger RNA. RefSeq names its product chromosome 3 C8orf33 homolog (gene c3h8orf33). The transcript has 6 exons. The coding region runs from base 497 to 1495 and encodes 332 amino acids. The record is from RefSeq and is a predicted model, not a curated record. Lineage: Eukaryota; Metazoa; Chordata; Actinopteri; Salmoniformes; Salmonidae.